GCCGAAGCCAUCCCCAUCUCCAUUUCCAUCACCUACACCUUUUCAGGUAUACCUUCAGGCAUGGGAAUUAUCAAUCAUCAUCAUGGUCACGUCUCCAGUCGACGAUGCAGCAGGAGGUGCAGACAUCGACCUGAUCACUCCUUCUGCUGCUUAUGGCUGCCGUGCUUUGCCAAUCGCUACCUUAUUACAGCUCGCCGACCUUCUCGUGCUGGAUAUACACUUGGAUGCAAGGCAGAGACGAUGUGCUCAAGCCAACGGGACUGUGUGAACAUGGCUUCCUGAAUGGAAAUACGUGACUAGCGAUCCCUAUGGUGCUGCUCUGCUAUCAAUACCGGAACGCCCCAGAUCUGCCAGUGGAAGCGUUUCAAGCUCACACACCCAUACGCCGAUGGCCUCACUCACCCAGUCUUGGCAGAAGCAUGCAGAGAAGAAUCCACGUGGAGGAAAUGUCCGAUCUGGAACACACUAUGCCCACUAGCAGCCCAGAGUAGUCCACAUGAUGCCCACCGGACUGCUCCACACUCGACUUCGAUGCCAUUUGUGUGGCUCUGUGCUUCGGGGAACACACUGAGACCCCGAACGAACAGCAUCAGGACACCCUCUCUCCAGUCUCCACCAGAUAUGGCGAAAAGCCGAGACUCAAUCAGAACGGAGGGCUAAAGCAAGCAGCGUCAAUGAACCGUCCACCAUUGCUUCUCAAUAUGCCGUAUUCGAGAUAGCAGCACACCCGAAUAGAAGAUACAAAUACCCUUUGCUUCCUCAUCCACAAAUCUAUCCUCAUCAUCCAACAGCAUCACCAACAGCAUCACCAACAGCCUCUUUAUC
Messenger RNA from Sphaerulina musiva SO2202, 825 nucleotides. RefSeq lists its product as uncharacterized. The record is from RefSeq and is a predicted model, not a curated record. The coding region runs from base 61 to 282 and encodes 73 amino acids. Lineage: Eukaryota; Fungi; Ascomycota; Dothideomycetes; Mycosphaerellales; Mycosphaerellaceae. The transcript has a single exon.